CGCUGGCAAAGGCACGAGUCCCAUCACAACAGUCGCAGACAUGAAGGGGCUGUGUGUGGCAGCGCUGGUCCUUGUGAUCAGCUCCGAGGCGCUGGGAGGGUAUAUCAGCAGCGGAGGAGGCGGCGGCUGGAGAGGUGGUGGCGGUGGAGGUUAUGGAGGGGGUGGUUUUGGCGGGGGCGGUUUCGGCGGGGGCGGCUACAGUAAGGGAGGUGGUGGCUUCGGAGGAGGUGGCUUCGGAGGCGGUGGACACGGAGGCGGCGGCGGCUUCGGAGGCGGCGGUGGCGGCGGCCCCACCAUCAUCAAGAUCAUCAAGCUGAGCGGAGGCGGCGGCGGCGGAGGCUACGGAGGCGGUGGUGGUUUCGGAGGGGGCGGCAAGGGAGGCUUCGGAGGUGGUGGCUUCGGAGGCGGAGGCUACGGAGGCGGCGGCGGCGGAUACGGAGGAGGCGGUCACGGGGGUGGCGGCGGAUGGAGGGUCAGCAGCGGUGGCUGGUCCGGCGGCGGCGGCGGAUGGAACGGUGGCGGCGGCGGCGGUGGUUGGUGGUAAUGAGCUGCUUUAAUGCGGCGCCGACGCGUCCCGAGAAGAGCCGAGCUCCACCGAAGAGCUGCACGAGACUCGCCGAAGCCGAGUCCCGUUAUCCACCCUGCGGCGACGAGACACGUCGGACGUCGUCUUGUACAUUGCGUAAAUCGUUUCGAAAUUCUGUACACUUUGUAUUCUGGCAAUAUAUGUUACAUUAAAAUUUUGUACCACCAUUUCUAAA
Messenger RNA from Schistocerca cancellata (South American locust), 761 nucleotides. RefSeq names its product acanthoscurrin-2-like. Lineage: Eukaryota; Metazoa; Arthropoda; Insecta; Orthoptera; Acrididae. The record is from RefSeq and is a predicted model, not a curated record. The transcript is spliced from 4 exons. Bases 41 to 544 code for a protein of 167 amino acids.